Messenger RNA from Colletotrichum scovillei, 1166 nucleotides. RefSeq names its product coiled-coil domain-containing protein. Bases 137 to 754 code for a protein of 205 amino acids. The record is from RefSeq and is a predicted model, not a curated record. The transcript is spliced from 2 exons. Lineage: Eukaryota; Fungi; Ascomycota; Sordariomycetes; Glomerellales; Glomerellaceae.
UUUCAUCUAAUCCACUUUGGUGCCCCAAUCUAUUCGUACAGUUCUCAACUAAAGCCAGGCUUCUUCAUAUCGUACCUGUGAUAUUUUACGCCUACCGUUUGUGCUUGCUGCCGGAAGCGCUUGACCUGAAUUGAAGAUGCCCUCCUUCACAGAGCCCGAGCAUCAGUCUCAAAGUCUUUCCUUUGAGAAACCGACGCCACGUCCACCCAGGUCGCCAACAGUAGCCAACAAUAUCCGGUCUCGAAACCGUCGGCGAGAGUAUCUCGAGAGAAAUCCAAAGUACUUUUCCGACGCUGAACAUGAGCUGGCCGACCCCCUAUUAUACGACAGCUUAGUUCGCAAAUUCCAGACACCAGCCGAGCGGGAGGUCGAGGGCAAGGCCAAAGGGUACUCGGGGGUGCUAGAAAGCUCUCUGCUCAGGGGCGAGGCUCGUCUUGCUGACUUGAAGUCAUCAACUGAUGACACUACAACGUCGGAGCCCGCGAGAGAUUUCACAACUGAAGCAGAUUUUUCCAAAACAAAGACAAGGGAAGAAGGCCUUCAGAGAUGGCAUGAGUUUCUCACGGAACGAUUUGUCCGCGGCCACGACGAGGAUUUUGAUUACACUGUGGUCGACGACAACGAAGACUACGAUGUCAUGGAGAGACGUGAUGCAGAGGAAGCCUGGUUCGAUGAAGAAGAUCCCGAGUGGGCCAGCGAUGCAGACGAGGUAGCUCAAACCACACAGGGUCAGACCGGCAUUCAGGACUUCUGAAUAGCUGCUGCGCGGCCGGUUGAUCCGAGCGAGCACUGCCAGCUGUCUGCGCAUCAAAGAAGAGACCAUGAGAAGACUAGAGCACAUUAUGGCGAGCCAAAGCGCAGUCAUCAUUGGCGGUUCUGCAUUCAAGCUCCCUUACGAGCCGCACCACUGCCGCUGCGCUUCUGAGACUUAGGCUAUAUUGCCGUGCCUUGACAGAAAUGCUAAGGUGCGGCUGACACUUACCUCAACAGUCGGGCGUGAGAGGGAGAACAACUUCGAUGAUCAAGCUUUGGGCUCAUGGAGGACGCACCUUCAUGUCUUCACUUUGGGCUUCCAUACCUUUCCAUCCCACGAUGCUAAGCAACCCGUUCGGCCUAUGGGACCCUUGCUGGCGCCGUGGUGGAAGGUCCAUAGUCGAGCGGACCGC